Messenger RNA from Juglans regia (Persian walnut), 2508 nucleotides. RefSeq lists its product as uncharacterized. Lineage: Eukaryota; Viridiplantae; Streptophyta; Magnoliopsida; Fagales; Juglandaceae. The transcript has 9 exons. The coding region runs from base 1 to 2508 and encodes 835 amino acids. The record is from RefSeq and is a predicted model, not a curated record.
AUGGUGGAAUGGCAGUUUGUUGAAGCUAUUAUGGCCAAGAUGGAGUUCCCUCCACAUUGGAUUAACUUAAUUCAAACCUACCUCCAUUCUGUAUCAUACUCAAUACUGGUUAAUGGUGAGCCUCAAAAGUCCUUUUUGCCUUCAAGGGGCCUUAGACAAGGUGACCCUUUAUCCCCCUACUUCUUCAUUUUAUGUGCAGAAGCUCUCACUGCCCUUUUAAACAAAGCUGAAGGUUGUGGUGUUUUGACCCCUAUCCCUAUUGGAAGAGGUUCAGUAUCAGUGAAUCACCUAUUUUUUGCAGAUGAUAGCCUGCUCUUCUGCCAAGCUUCAACUAAGGAACUCAUACAUGUGCUCAACUUACUUGAUAUAUAUGAGAAGGCCUCAGGGCAGAAAGGUUGGAGAAUUUUACAAAACCCAAACUCUCUGGUGGCCAGGGUUCUUAAGCAAAAGUAUUUCAGCAAAAUGGGGCUGUUAAAGCCGAAGUGGGGACAGGGCCAUCUUUUGCCUGGAGAGUUUUCUAAGGAGGAAACCCAACGAACUGCUGAGCCUUUUCGGUACUCGAUUGUUUUGAAAUUUCUGCGGAACCAACCAUCCUUGGAUGCUAUUAGGGCCUUCAUUCACAAGCGAUGGAAUCUUGAUGGCAUUCCAGUCGUUUCUAAUAUGAGGCAUCCUCGGAAUGUAUUUAUCAGAAUGGUUUUGGAAGAGGACUGCAUGAAGGCUAUGUCUCGUGAAGUUAACGAUAUUGAUGGGGUUCCCUACCGUCCAUUUCACUGGACUCCAGAAUUUAAAGAAGAAGAAGAACCAUAUAUUGUACCGGUUUGGAUUGUACUUCCAGGUUUGCCUCCUAACUAUUAUCAUGAGUCUUUUCUUAAAAUUCUUAAAGCCCCUAUAGGUAGAUUUAUUAGAAGUGAUAAUUCCACUCGUUGUGCUACUCGAACCGAUGGUGCUCGUAUUUGUGUGGAAAUGGAUGCUGCAAAGCAACCUUUACCUUAUUUUUGGAUUGGGAUGCCUGGUCUAGGAGCUAGCCGAAAGCAAGAAAUUAUUUAUGAAACUCUGCUGGUGUUCUGUUCUAAGUGUAAAAUACAGGGGCAUAAUUCAAAGACUUGCCGUGCUGGGAAAAAGAAUGCAGGAGGUAAGGUGUGGGUUCGGCAACAAGAACCGAUUGUGGAAGAGUCGAAGGAAAAGAUUCCUACUCCAGUUGUGGAUGAUAAAGAAGUUGAAACAAACCAAGAUACUGAGGAAAAUCGGGUGUUAGGUGAACCCAUUCUUUUGGUUGAGGAGUUGGAACCAGAAAAGGAUCAAGAGGAAAAUCCUGAGAUUGCGGAUCCUGCGGAAGAAAUGAACCCACUAAUGGAAGCAGAGUUGGAAACGGACAGGAGGGAGGGGGAAGUUGUUCCUAGUUCAGAGGAAAGGGAGGUUGAUAAUGUUCACGAGGAAGAGGUACUCUUGGAAGAUGGUUCGAUGUCUGAUCCGGAACCUGAGAAAAAUGCGAAAGUAUUUUUGCAGGAGAAGGAAUAUCAUUCGGACGCAGAGGAUGAAGUCGUAAAGAGAAAAUAUCAGAAGCGGCAGUUUGAGAAAAUCAGGAGUUCCAGGCGGGUGUUCAUGCGGAUGUUGCGGUUUGAUAAGGUAAUAACGAAUGAGAAUGAUGGUGGGAAAAUCUGGGUAUUUUGGAAAAGUGAAGUGGACGUGCAGAUGCUUUGGGAGGAGCUGAGUUCGGAUAGAAUGGGUGUUGAGCCUUGCUUGUUUGCUGGGGAUUUCAAUAUAAUUCGGUCGGACGUGGAAAGGUGUGGUGGUCGUCCAUGGACUAGAGUUGCAAUGGAUGAGUUUAAUAGAUGGAUUCAUCAGGGCAGGCUGAUGGAAAUGAAUUCACAAGGGGGAAAGUUUACAUGGUGCAACGGUCAGCAGGGAUUAUCUGGAGCUUGGGCAAAGUUGGAUCGAGUUUUCGGGGCUUUUAAAUUAGCUAGCAAACUUAAAAAGCUUAAGGUGGCGUUACGUGAAUGGAACAAGAGGGUGUUUGGGAGAACUAAUAAUCAGAUUGCUAUUCUUGAAGAAAAGGUUGAGAGUCUUGAACAUUUGUUGCCGAGAGAUUGGGAUAAUGAUAUUGAAAGGGAGCUAGUGCGGUGUUCUAAUGAGUUGUCUUCUUGGAGGCGAAGGGAGGAUAUAAGACUGGCUCAGAUGGCUAAAAUCAAGUGGAGAAUGGAUGGUGAUAGGAACUCAAAAUUCUUUCAUGUUUGGUUAUCUAAUAAAAGAUCUAACCCGGCAAGGGAGGUGCCAGAUUUAACAAGCUUGAUAUCUUCGGUUAUUGAUGAAGAGGAUUGUGUUCGGCCUUGUGGGAUCCCUUCGUUGGUUGAAGUGAAAGAGGCCCUAUCAUCUAUUCCUAUAAAUAGUUCUCCGGGUCCAGAUGGUUUUGGCGAUAAUGUGGAGGAAAUUGUUGAGGCUUUGGCUGGGGGAACUGGAUCUGGGAACUACCAAAUCCGCGUGGGAUUGCAUUCGAGUACAAGGAUCUAG